AUGGCUGCCGUUCAUGAAAUUUAUCAGAUGCUAGCCUCUUCUUUUGGGCAAAUUCCUAACUAUAUAGGUAGAGAAACACCAGAUGAGUAUAUACAAAAAAUUACAAAUAUCUUUGAAUCUGCUGGUGAU
Molecule: messenger RNA, 129 nt
Organism: Funneliformis geosporum
Lineage: Eukaryota; Fungi; Glomeromycota; Glomeromycetes; Glomerales; Glomeraceae
Source: the annotation of a GenBank genome assembly